Molecule: messenger RNA, 3665 nt
Organism: Leguminivora glycinivorella
Lineage: Eukaryota; Metazoa; Arthropoda; Insecta; Lepidoptera; Tortricidae
Product: synaptic vesicle 2-related protein-like
Exons: 11
Coding region: 412-3021 (869 amino acids)
Biological process (GO): transmembrane transport
Cellular component (GO): membrane
Molecular function (GO): transmembrane transporter activity
Source: RefSeq, a predicted model, not a curated record
UAAAAUGUCUUCUUACUCGAUCUAUGUAGUGGUUUUCGCAUUUAACAAAACGAAUAAGAACGAUUUAUAAGAUUUGAAUAGGUAUAAUGGCUACCAAAACUUCUAAUUCAUCAUUAGCAUAGGAUUGUGUGUACAGUACAGCCUCGAACAUAAGUUUUUACGCUCAGUUUCAGUCGACUAAACACUGCGAACCUUGCAUAUAAUGAACUUUAUAAUCUGUAGAAUAAGACACAAAUUGAUAAGAACCCCACGGUUUGUAAAUUUGUAGCUCUAAGUAUGAUAGCGCGACCUCAUGAUCUUAGCAUUAAAGAUCAGUGCGGCAUCUGAGGCUUAUCUGCGUGGACUUGUUAAAAUACGUUACUUUAAUAAAUUGAAAUUGUAAAUCCAAUAAUAAAAGAGUAACAGAACACAAUGGUGGUAAAUAAGAGCUAUACCUCUAGUAGUGAUAGUGGUGGUGAUCUAGAAAUGAGUGCAAAUCAUAGUAAAGUGAAUGAAGGAUCUUAUGGGUAUGAAGAAGCUUUGGAUUUAGCAGGUCACGGCAAGUACAACACCCUGCUGCUGCUGGCGUGCUUCCUGGUGAUCACGGCCAUGGGCAUCGACAUCUUCGGGCUGGGGAUCAUAGUGGCAGCUGCCAGCUGCGACCUGCGGCUCACGCUGCAGCAGGCCGGCGUGCUGUCCUCCAUGCCGUUCGCUGGCAUCAUCGUAAUGUCGUACCCGUGGGGCUACUUGUCGGACACGCGAGGCCGCAAGCUGGUGCUGCAGGUGGCCAUGGCGGGCAGCUUCGCCAGCGCGGCGCUGAGCAGCCUGGCGCCCAGCUGGCAGCUGCUGGCCGCGCUGCGGUUCCUCAGCUCGGCCCUGUCAAGCGCAGCUGAAUCCGCGACGUACGCUCUCCUCGGCGAGUGUUGCGGCGCGCGCGUGCGGGCGCGGUACAUGCUGCUAGUGACCAGCGCGCUCAUGCUCACGCCCGCCCUCUACUACAGUAAGACACGCCACUCUCUAUACAUCACUACUGACAUGUCGAGCGCAGUGAGUCCGCGACGUGUCGGCGAGUGUUGCGGCGCGCGCGUGCGGGCGCGGUACAUGCUGCUAGUGACCAGCGCGCUCAUGCUCACGCCCGCCCUCUACUACAGUAAGACACGCCACUCUCUAUACAUCACUACUGACAUGUCGAGCGCAGUGAGUCCGCGACGUGUCGGCGAGUGUUGCGGCGCGCGCGUGCGGGCGCGGUACAUGCUGCUAGUGACCAGCGCGCUCAUGCUCACGCCCGCCCUCUACUACAGUAAGACACGCCACUCUCUAUACAUCACUACUGACAUGUCGAGCGCAGUGAGUCCGCGACGUGUCGGCGAGUGUUGCGGCGCGCGCGUGCGGGCGCGGUACAUGCUGCUAGUGACCAGCGCGCUCAUGCUCACGCCCGCCCUCUACUACAGUAAGACACGCCACUCUCUAUACAUCACUACUGACAUGUCGAGCGCAGUGAGUCCGCGACGUGUCGGCGAGUGUUGCGGCGCGCGCGUGCGGGCACGGUACAUGCUGCUAGUGACCAGCGCGCUCAUGCUCACGCCCGCCCUCUACUACAGUAAGACACGCCACUCUCUAUACAUCACUACUGACAUGUCGAGCGCAGUGAGUCCGCGACGUGUCGGCGAGUGUUGCGGCGCGCGCGUGCGGGCGCGGUACAUGCUGCUAGUGACCAGCGCGCUCAUGCUCACGCCCGCCCUCUACUACAGUAAGACACGCCACUCUCUAUACAUCACUACUGACAUGUCGAGCGCAGUGAGUCCGCGACGUGUCGGCGAGUGUUGCGGCGCGCGCGUGCGGGCGCGGUACAUGCUGCUAGUGACCAGCGCGCUCAUGCUCACGCCCGCCCUCUACUACAGUAAGACACGCCACUCUCUAUACAUCACUACUGACAUGUCGAGCGCAGUGAGUCCGCGACGUGUCGGCGAGUGUUGCGGCGCGCGCGUGCGGGCGCGGUACAUGCUGCUAGUGACCAGCGCGCUCAUGCUCACGCCCGCCCUCUACUACAUAUGUGCAUACCUGAUAAUGAAGCUGGAGUUCUCGUACCGGUUCCUGUGGCUGGAGCUGCGUCCCUGGCGGCUGCUGACGCUGGUGAUGGCGCUGCCGCUGGGGCUGGUCGCCGCGGCGCUGUGGAGACUCUGCGAGAGCCCCAAGUUCCUCGUCAACGUGGGCAGGAGUGGGGAGGCGGUGGACGCGCUCGCCAGGAUCUAUAGAGUCAAUGGGGGGAAGGGAGAGUUCCCGGUGAAAGAAGUGUACCUGGAAGAAGGGAAUAAAGAAGAAGUGGGUGUGUUCUCCCUGCGCUCGCUGUGGACGCAGAUCGCGCCGCUCUUCCAGCGCCCACUGCUGGGCAGGACGCUGCUCCUCUUCUACCUGACCUUCGUCGUCUAUAUCGCGAACAACAGUUUUGCGAUCAUCCUACCGACGAUCUUCAACGUGUUCUUCACGUCGUACGCGAGCCGCGGCGCCGGCCCCGGCGCCGGCUUCUGCGACCUCUUCGCCCGCACCGGGCAGGACAACUCCACUGUCGUCCAAGAUGCCGACACAGUGUGUAGGAACUCCAUAAACGACAACACGAUCUGGGCGGGCUGCGCGCACGGCCUCUCGUUCUUCGUGCUCAACGCGCUCAUCUCCCAGUGUGCUGGGAAACGGAAGUUGCUGACAAUCGUUAUCCUGGUGAUAGCAGCUGCGGCAGCCGCCGGGGUCAACCUGACCGGGGAGCCGCUGUCAGGCUUGGUGCUGUUCUACGUGUUCCUCACUACCGCCAUGGUGUUCGGCGUCGUCUCCUCGUACUUCGUGACCCUCUACCCCACGUCCUACAGGGGGAUGGUGGCGUGCCUGGGCAUGAUGGUGGCGCGGCUGAGCGCCUUCAGCGGCACCAACCUCGUCAGCGGCGCCAUGACGCAGCACUGCUCCGCUGCUCUAUACGGGGCUUCGGGACUCGUUCUCACCGGAGCUGUCGCCGCAGCGCUGCUGCCGGGCGACAGUCUGCAAGCGGGGUGAAGCAGCUCGUCAUCUUCUACCAGUCACCUUUACCUUUGGUCUAUAAUCUAGUUCAAAAGUGAAAUAUCUAAACAUGAAAUGAAAUGAAAAUGAAAUGAAAAUCGUUUAUUGAGGCAAAAACAUUGACGUUUGGCGCUGGCGCAGUUGAUAUUUAGUUUCACCUUCACAGAACCGCCAAAACCGGAUACGAAUAAUACUUAAAUGUUAAUAAUAAAACACAAAUGAAACUAAAAAAUCAUAUUUAUUUACAUAUUACUCUUAAGUAUUAGCUUAUUACUAUCACAACUUUGUACAAAUAUACAUACAUAACAUUAUAAUAUUAUUUACCUUCAUUGCAAACAAAUUAGAUACAUAGUUAAUUAAGUAGGUAUCAAAUGAAAGUGCGCCCAUUCGUAAAAUGUACAAAAACAAAAAAAACAUUUGGUUUUAUGAAGAAAAAUAAGUUUCGUUAGAACCAUUUUAGAUCUAAAGACUGGAUCUAUCGAGAAUGAUUGCGCGUUCGGCAGUGUGGAUGGAUGUAACUGCGUAAGUACCAUUUUGUCUUUCCAGAAUAAAAUAUAUAAUUAUAGCUCUUCAACAGAGAAGGGUCCUUACGCACUUGUAGCUUAAGAAUCAUUUUUUGAAGGAUUACUAUUGAACAUUUU